GCGAGGACGAACACUUUCGAAUUGACUUGAUCAUGCGCUGUUCCUCCGUUGUGGUUUGCUUGGCCGCCUUUGCCGCGUCUGGUGUUGUUGCCGCCGACGAUGAAUUGUGCUUUACCACGAAGCAGUGUGUACUCUUGAACGGCACCAAGUGCGAUCGGUCGAUCAAUCCUGCCAACUGCCCCUACUGCCUCAAGUUUAACGGAGGCGACAUGCCGCUGUGCACGAACCCGACCUUUGACGGUUGUGCAAAAGGGGUCCUCUGCGAAAGCGCCAAGUCAACGAGAGUGCCCACCACGACGUCGACAAAACCAACCACGACAUCUGCCACCAGCAAGCCGUCCCCCACUUCCACAACCAACGAGCCAGUAACGGGAGAUCCCACCGAAGCUCCGACCGAUGCCCCCACGGUGGCCCCCACGACGACCACCGCCUCGACAACGACAAGCGCGCCAACCACCACCGUUGCGUCUCCUGCCAGUUCCAUGGCGAUUUCUGCACUGUGCUCUGUCCUUGUCGUUGCUGUGUCUUGUUUGUUGUAAUUUCAUCGCAUCCGUUAAACAAAUUUUGUCCCCUUGUUCAUGCUUCAUUCCUGGAGGACCAGCCGUCAUACAUAGAAGAGAACCCCCGGAAAAAGCCGACAUGGUUUCAUCGUGAAAUGCAU
Messenger RNA from Aphanomyces invadans, 661 nucleotides. RefSeq lists its product as hypothetical. The record is from RefSeq and is a predicted model, not a curated record. The transcript has a single exon. The coding region runs from base 33 to 539 and encodes 168 amino acids. Lineage: Eukaryota; Oomycota; Saprolegniomycetes; Saprolegniales; Verrucalvaceae.